Cuscuta europaea is the source of this 2416-nucleotide messenger RNA. Lineage: Eukaryota; Viridiplantae; Streptophyta; Magnoliopsida; Solanales; Convolvulaceae. The record is from the annotation of a GenBank genome assembly.
UUCCCUAUUGUUUAUGUAUAAGUCCUGACACACUUCCUCCCCCUUUUCCAGAUUUCCUUCCAAAAAAGCUCCAUAAAAUGAUUCUUUAUUAAUUUCUCUAAUUUACGAACACAAAAGUCUUUCUGCAUCAUCAUCAUCAUCACGAUAUUCAGUAGUCCACUAGAAUGCCACCGGAUUUCCCAUUGCCGCCACCCGAGACCUACUCAGCCAUAUCACCGCCGCCUUCCGCCUACCACCACCGCCACACUCACUCCCCCAUCAUUCUAUCCGUCGUAGCUGCCGCCUUAGCCCUGUCCUUUUUCUUCCUCUUCGCCUUCGCUUACCGGAAAAUCUCGCGCAAGAGAACGGUCCCCGCAGAUCUCAAGUCUCCUCCGCCGCCCCAUCGGUUCUCAUACUCCCUCCUCCGCCGCGCCACUGACUCAUUCUCCCCCUCAAACCGUCUCGGCCAGGGAGGUUUCGGCUCCGUCUACAAAGGCCUCCUUCCCUCCGGACAAGAAGUCGCCGUGAAGAUAAUGGACACUGCUGGAUCCCUCCAGGGAGAAAGGGAGUUUCAGAACGAACUCUCACUCGCUUCCCGGGUCGACCCGACUUGCUGCCCGCACGUGGUGUCCAUUUUAGGAUUCUCCUCCGACGAGAAGGGCCGGAGAAGGAGGUUAGUUCUGGUGUACGAGUAUAUGGAAAACGGAAGCUUACAAGAUGCUUUAAUGGACCGGAAGUGUCCCGAGCUAAUGCAAUGGGGGAAACGGUUUUCAAUUCUGGUUUCCAUUGCAAAAGGCAUUGAAUACCUUCACUCCUCCUGCGACCCCCCGAUUGUGCACGGCGACAUUAAGCCCUCGAAUGUACUGCUUGAUCAAAACUUCGACGCCAAAAUUGCAGAUUUCGGGCUAUCCCAAUCCCUCAAUAGAGAAGACGAAGGAUGGGAGGAGAAUCUAGGGUUUGGAAAUAUGGAUGAAAGAAACGGGUCAAUCCUCGAGGGGAACGAGACUGGGAUUUCAGAAGAAGCUGCGAUUGAUGCCGUGGGAUCGCCGGAAAGUUGCUGCAUUAAGAUUCUCGAUGAAGGGGAGGAGGAAACCCCACUUUCAGAAUCGGAAGGAGUUCUCGACGGGGUCAGUAUGGACAGCGCAAUUUCACGAGGAAACGAGAGGAAAGACUGGUGGUGGAAACAGCAGCAGGACAAUGUAAAUGGCGGCGGUUCCGAAUCGGGUCGGGUCAAGGACUAUGUGAUGGAAUGGAUGGGCAGCGAAGUUAAGACAGAUAGACCUAAGAAGGAUUCAAUUGACGAUCACAAGAAGAAGAAGAAAAAUGACAAGAACAGGAAACACAGGAAGCCAAGAGAAUGGUGGCGGGAAGAAUUCUGCGACGAACUAACAAAGAAGAAAAAGAAGAAGCGGGCGGCGUCCAACGGCGGCGAAUCGUUGUGGCAAAGGGAGGAGGAGGAGAGCGGGCCAGGGAGGAAAAGGCGGCGGAGCAAGGGGAGCAGGGGCAGCAUUGACUUUUGGAUAGAUAGUUUAAGCGGAGAAUUUCGAAUCGGUGGUGGGAAGAGGAACAGCCUAGACUUCGGAAAUGACGGAAAUAUCCCCAAGAGUGGCGGCGUAACGAGUACCCCUAGCAUGAGAGGGACGGUUUGUUACAUCGCGCCGGAAUACGGCGGCGGAGGGAUUCUUUCCCGGAAGUGCGAUGUUUACAGCUUUGGCGUUCUUCUUCUCGUUUUAGUCUCCGGCAGAAGACCGCUCCAGGUCACCGCUUCUCCCAUGGCGGAAUUCGAGAGGGCGAAUCUUGUUUCGUGGGCCCGGCAGCUGGCCCACAGUGGCAAACUAUUGGAUCUUGUUGACCCGAAUAUACAGUCAUUGGAUCAGGUGCAGGCUUUGCUUUGUAUAACAAUUGGGCUGCUUUGUUUGCAGAGAUCGCCCAACAAACGGCCCACUAUGAAAGAAAUAGUGGGGAUGCUCUGUGGUGAUUCAGAUCCACCGCCAUUGCCGUUUGAGUUUUCCCCAUCACCUCCUUCAAGUUUCCCUUUCAAGUCCAGGAGAAAGCCCAGGUGAAGAACACUUGGGAAUGAGAAGAAGAAGAAGAACUUCUCGUUUGUUUUUAAGUUUUUUUUUUGCUUUUCUCAUUAUUAUUAUGAUGAUGAUGGAGAAAAGUCACUAAAGCUCUAGGAGUCUAGGUAUCCAUUGACUUUAAUUAUUUAUUUGUUUAUGAUAUUUAUUUAUUUGUUUCCAAAAGUAGUUGUAAUUUAGGAAUCCCCAGCAAAAAGGCAAAGGGAAAGAGAGAUUCAUGGGCUUUGUUGUUCUCACCUUUUCAAAAGCAUUUGUGUGGUUGCAUUAUUGUAACUUUACUGAGCUUUCAAAUGAUAUAGAGCAUGUGCAAAUCUCCAAAUACGACUAAUGUAGAGCUCGAAAUAAAUCAUGAAUAAUUG